CCCAGUAAUUAACUAUACCACUGGAGCGCUUUUGCACAGAAGGGAUAAAUGGCGGGGCAUUCGGAACAGCGGCUUAGCGCAAGCAUGGUCAGUCUUUCAGGUCUUUCAGGUCUCCCAAGGCGUGCGGCGCAUCCCUUAUCUUAGCGUGCAUAGCUCAGCUACCUGCUGCCCUCUCUUAUCGGAGCUAUGGACCUGUUGAUGGCCUGGAACAAUUCCGCAGAAAUCCAUGUCAUCAUAGAAACUUUGCGUGCGGCUCGUUCGAUUGAUAUUCAGACGGAAGCACACAACGAGUUGAGGCUUCUCGAAAGCGCCAGAACACCCCCACCACCGCACAAUUCGAUAGACACAGUCUUUCGAUAUGGCCGACAGACCUAUGCCCUCGUCCUUUGACGACGACAAGGACUAUCAAGAGACUGGCUUCCAGAAAGUCUCGCGCAAAUUGAAAGAAGAACCACUCGUCCCCCUUGGUACGCUCCUGACCUGCUUCGCCCUCUACAAUGCUUGGCGCGCCAUGCGAAAGGGCGACCACGCCCAGGUCCAGCGCAUGUUCCGCGCCCGUAUCGGUGCGCAGGCCUUCACCGUCAUGGCCAUCGUCGCCGGUGGAGCAUACUACGGUGCGGACCGCGAGAAGCGAAAGGAACUCAUCAAGCUCGAGGCACAGAAGCGCGCCGAGGAGCGCCAUGACAAGUGGCUGAAGGAACUCGAGGUCAGAGACGAGGAGGAGAAGCUCCUGAAAGAACACUUGAAGCGAAGGUCAGAGAGAGUCCAGGCCAAGAAGGUGGAAGAGGCCGAGAAGGUGGCAGAGAGCGUCGAGGGCGCCGAUGCAUUACCUAAAGCAGAAAGCCAGAUACCGGCAGAUGACAAGCAGGAAGGAUCGAGUGUGCUGGGCGCAUUGUCCAACGCAGGAGGUUGGUUUGGCACAGGAAAAUCGCCUGCAUCAAGACCGGCGGAAACGCCGGCGACAGAGAAUGCAAACAAGAAAUAGGAUCGUUCGUCCUACAUCGUCUUCGACCACGUUACGAAGGCCAUCGUUCUACUCAUUCUGGUCAGGAUUCGGGCUCGAAGCUGGCGAGCCACCAAAAAGGCAAAUCAUUGCAUUGUCGUUCAUAAUGUACAUCACUCCUCUGUAACCAAUACAUGUCAUUUCAAGUUUCUAUGGAAUGUAAACACGAUAAAGUACCUGAGAUAUGGACUAUAGACCAUCAUCAACUGAGGUAUAGCGAGCGCGUUAAAGUGAGCAGGUUAGUCGCAUGAGUGUUCUCUGGGGAUUUCUAUAUAAAUCAAUUGAUUUUACAACUAGGC
Molecule: messenger RNA, 1302 nt
Organism: Truncatella angustata
Lineage: Eukaryota; Fungi; Ascomycota; Sordariomycetes; Amphisphaeriales; Sporocadaceae
Product: hypoxia induced protein conserved region-domain-containing protein
Exons: 3
Coding region: 359-985 (208 amino acids)
Biological process (GO): mitochondrial respirasome assembly
Cellular component (GO): mitochondrion
Source: RefSeq, a predicted model, not a curated record